CUCCGCGGACGUCCAGUCGCCGGGCUGCUCCUCGCCCCGCCCCGUCAUUGUCCCCGCCGGACUCCCUUUCCGUCCCCCGUCCGUCCUCGGAGCUCCGAGAGUCGCUGGCUGCCCCCGCCGCCCCGCGUCUCUCCACCGUCGGCGGGCCAGCCUUGCGAGCAAGAUGGAGGGCUGCCUGGGGGAGGAAUCUUUGCAGAUGUGGGAGCUCAACCGGCGCCUGGAGGCCUACGUGGCGCGGGUCAAGGCGCUGGAGGAGCAGAACGAGCUGCUCGGCGCGGAGCUCGGGGGCCUCCGGGCGCAGAGCGGGGACGCCUCGUGGAGGGCCCGCGCCGACGACGAGCUGGCGGCCCUGCGGGCGCUCGUCGACCGGCGCUGGCGCGAGAAGCACGCGGCCGAGGUGGCGCGCGACAACCUGGCGGAGGAGGUGGAGGGCGUGGCGGCCCGGUGCCAGCAGCAGCGGCGGGCGCGGGAGCGGGCGGCGGCCGAGGCGGCCCGCAGCCGGCGCGAGGCCGAGGCCGAGAAGGGCGCCCGGGCGCGGCUGAGCUCGCGGGCGGCGGAGCUGGAGCGGGAGCUGGAGGCCGUGUGCGCGGCGCACGAGCAGGAGCGCGCCGCCCUGAGCGCCCGGCCCCGCGCCCCCCGCCGCCCCGCCGCGCCCCGCGGGCCCCCCGCGCCGGCCCCCGAGCUGCACGAGCUGGCGCGGCGGCUGGGCGAGGCGUGGCGCGGGGCGGUGCGCGGCUACCAGGAGCGCGUGGCGCUCAUGGAGGCGUCGCUGGGCCAGGCCCGCGAGCGCCUGGGCCGCGCCGCGCAGGGCGCCCGCGAGGGCCGCCUGGAGCUGCGGCAGCUGCGGGCGGAGCGCGGCGGCCUCCGGGAGCGCCGGGCCGCGCUGGAGCACAGGUUGGAGGGCCGCUGGCAGGAGCGGCUGCGGGCCACCGAGCAGUUCCAGCUGGCCGUGGAGGCCCUGGAGCAGGAGAAGGAGAGCCUGCAGAGCCAGAUUGCCCAGGUCCUCGAAGGUCGGCAGCAGCUGGCACACCUCAAGAUGUCCCUCAGCCUGGAGGUGGCCACAUACAGGACCCUCCUAGAGGCUGAGAACUCCCGGCUGCAGACCCCCGGCAGUGGUUCCAGGGCUUCCCUCAGCUUCCAGGACCCUAAGCUGGAGCUGCAUUUCUCUGGGACGCCAGAGGGCCGGCAUCUGGGACCUCUGCUCUCUGCCCUGAGCCCUACUCCCCUCUCCUCGCCCUUGCCUGAUACCCUGGAGACACCUGUGCCAGGCUUUCUGAAGAGCCAAGAAUUCCUCCAGGCCCGUACCCCAACCUUGGCCAGCACCCCCAUCCCGCCCACACUUCUGGCUCCCUGCGCUGUUACAGAUGCAGAGAUCAAAACCCAGGAUGCCCCCCUCUCCCUGCUCCAGCCGCAGCUUGGGAGGCAGUGGGCUCCAGAGGCCAUAUGGGCUAAAGCCAAGGAGGCCAUCACUACCAGCAUCCUGCCAGGACCAGAGGAACCCGGGGGUGAGCAACAAGAGGCCAGUGCAGGCCAGUCCCCUGAGGAUCAUGUCCCCUCAGCCCCACCCCUCAACCCUGACCGCCCUAGUUUAGAGGCCAAAGGUGGAGAACCCAAUGGGUCUGGAAUGUCCAGCAGAUUCCAGGAGGAAGGUGAAGGGCAAAUUGGGGGGCUGGCAGAGAAAGAAACAGCCAUAGAGGUCAAAAUGGUGAACGGUCUGCAGCAGGAAACAUGGCAAGGAGAUGGGGGUCUGAACAUGAAGAAAAUCCAGGACUCCCAGGGUCCUUUGGAAAAAGAAACUCUGAAGUCUCUGGAAGAGGAAAUUCAAGAGCCACUGAUGUCUCUGGAAGAACAGACCCACGAGACACUGAGAUCUCUAGAGAAAGAGAAUCCAGAAUCUCUGCGGUCUUCAGAAGAAGAGAUUUUAGACACAUCUAAAGGUCUAGAAAAGGAGAAUCAAGAGCUAUUGAUGUCUUUAGAAGAAAAGAAUGCAGAUGUAGUGAGACCUCAAGAAACAGAGACUCUAGAACUACUUCAGCCUGUAGGAAAUGAGGACUCACAGACAUUGCGAUCUCUAGAAAAGGAGAAUCAAGAACUAAUGAGGUCUCUUGAAGGUACUCUAGAGACAUUUGUAUAUCCAGAGAAGGAAAGUCAAGAAUUAGUGAGGUCUCGAGAAGAGAACUUUGAGUCAAUGAGAGAUCUAGAAAAGGAGAACCAAGAGCCCCUGAGAACUCUAGAAGAUGGGAAUCGAGAGAACUUGAGACUACAAGAAAGAGAGAACCAGGAGUUUCUGAACCCUCUGGAAGAUGAGAAGCACAAGACCUUGAGAACUCUAGAAAAAGAGAACCAGGAACCACUGAGGUCUCUGGAAGAAGAGGACCGAGAGACAACGAAGCCUCUAGAAAAAGAAAACCAAGAGCCAGUGAAGGCUCUAGAAGAUGAGAACCAGGAGACAUUGAGACCACUAGAAAAAGAGAGCCAGAGGUCCUUGAGGUCUUUAGAAGAAGAGGACCAGGAGACAACGAAGCCUCUAGAAAAAGAAAACCAAGAGCCAGUGAAGUCUCUAGAAGAUGAGAACCAGGAGACAUUGAGACCACUAGAAAAAGAGAGCCAGAGGUCCUUGAGGUCUUUAGAAGAAGAGGACCAGGAGACAACGAAGUCUCUAGAAAAAGAGAACCAAGAGCCAGUGUGGUCUCUAGAAGAAGACCAGGCAACAUUGAGACUUCUAGAAAAAGAGAACCAGAAGCCAGUGGGAUCUCUAGAUAAGAACCAAGAGACAUUGAGACCUCUAGAAAUAGAGGACCAGGAGCCAGUGGGGUCUCUAGAAGAUGAGAACCAGGAGACAUUGAGACCACUAGAAAAAGAGAACCAGAGGUCUCUAGAAGAAGAAGACGACCAGGAGACAAUGAGACCUCUAGAAAAAGAGAGCCAGGAGCCAGUGGAGUCUUUAGAAGAAGACCAGGCAGCACUGAGACUUCUAGAAAAGGUGAAACAAGAGCCACUGAAGUCUCUUGGAAAAGACCAGGAGAUAUUUCGACCUCUUGAAAAAGAGAAUCAACAGUUGUUAAGAUUCCUAGAAGAAGAGAGUGCAGAGGUGAUGAGAUCUCCGGAAACAGAGAAUUUAGAAUCACUCCAGUCAGCAAGAGAAGACUUGGGAAUAUUGCAGUCUCUAGGAACUCAAGAGCCGCUGUGGUCUCCAGGAGAAGUGAAUCAGGAGACAAUGAAACCUCUAGAAAGGGGAAGUCAAGAACCACUGGAGUCAGUAGAAGAGAACCAGGAGACAUUGAGGCUCCUAGAACAGGAGAACCAGGAGUCCCGGAGAUCUCCAGGAGAGUGGGGCCUAGAAAAUUCGAGGCCUCCAGAAGGGAGAGGUCAGGAAAGUCAAAGGUGCCUGAUAGAGGAAGAGACCCCGGAGCAGGCGAGGAAUCAGGAGCCCCCGGGGUCUUUGAAAGAGGAAAGGCAGGAGUCCCCGCUGUCUGCCCGACACCAGGGGAGGGAAGAGAGAGUGGCGGACCAGGAACUGGAUCAGGAAACGCCCCCCGGUGGGGCCGCAGGGGGCAAGGAGGCCGAGGCAGAGCUGGGCGUGAGGGAGUGGGGUAGCCUCCCCGGGAAGUCCGCGGGGCACGGAGAGCUGCAGCUGGCGGCCGCAAGGGAGGUCUGGAGCACAGGGGAGGGGCGCCCAGGGGGCCCUGAGCCCGAGGAGCAGAGGGUCCCGGUUGAGGGAGCCAGGGGGGAGGGAGGCCCCGAGGGCUUCCAGGACCCUGAAGGGCAGCCAGAGCAAGCGGGGGGCCCGGGCCUCCGAGCUCCCCAGGGAGUGUUGGAGGGGAGAGACCUGGUGUUGGAAGGCGGAGAAGAGGCCCCAAGGGAUGGCCAGGUCUCAGAGGUCGCCUCGACGGCUGUGGGUGAGGCUGCUUCGGGCAGCCAGCAGGGACCAGAGCGGGAGGUGGUGGUGCCACCCGUGGGUGAGGAAGGUUUGGAGGCAGAGAGGAGGCAGGGCUUGGAAGAACCCCAAAAGGACCCAGAGGAGGCAGCUGCUCUGAAACCAGAGCUUUCCAGCCCGGCUGGGAGGAGCACAGACCCCCCGGAGCCUCCCAGAGGCUGGGAGGAGUCGGAGCCCGAGGGCCUCUGGGGGGCAGAGGGGGCGUUCCCUGCCGAGACCCUGUGCCGCGCUCUCGGCGGAAGUGGUACCCCUCAGCCCGGGCCCCAGGGGCCCGAGGACGCAGGGGAAGAGGCAGUGUUAGAGCCAGCGUCGCCGCCCAAGCCAUCGGAGCCCCGGUCGCCCACCCCAAUCCCUGGAGAUGCCCCUGGGCCCCAGCCCCUGGCUGCGGGGAGCCAGGAGGCUGGCUGGGGGCUGGAGGGCCAAGCGGAGGCUCUGGGAGGGGUGGAGGGGGAGCCAGAGGAGCUGGGUUCUGAGGGGAGCCCUGAGGAUCUCCAGGAGGAGGGGGAGGAGAACCGAGAGGACAGCGAGGCUGAUGAGCUUGGGGAGACUCUUCCUGACUCCACUCCCCUGGGCCUCUAUCUCAGGUCCCCCGCCUCCCCCAAGUGGGACCUGCUUGGGGAGCAGAGGCCCCCCCCUCAAGGGGAGACCAGAAAGGAAGGCUGGGAUCCUUGUGUGCUGGCCUCUGAAGAGUGUGGGGCCCAGCCAGGGGAAGAGGAGGAGGGGGAGGAGGAGGGGAGGAGGGAGGAGGAAUGCGGUCAGGACUCUGACUUGUCAGAGGAAUUUGAGGAUCUGGAGGCUGAGGGUUCUCUCCUUCCUGGGGUCCCCGGGGAGGCUGUGGAGCCUCCAGGCCAGAGGCCUCAGAUGCUGCUGGAGCCUGCAGCCUGGGAAGGGGAUGGGGAGUCUGAUGGGUUUGCAGAUGAGGAAGAGAGUGGGGAGGAGGGGGAGGAAGACAAAGAGGAAGAAGAGGGGAGGGAGCCAGGGGCUGGCCUGUGGGGCCCAGGGCCCUCUGUCAGCACCCUCCGCGCUCUGAGUGGCCCUCAGAGAGGGACCGUCCCGGGCUCUGAGACCGUGGAUGUCAGCGUUCCCUGGGACGACAGCUCGCGAGGCAUAGCAGCCGAUGCCGGUGAGGAGUCCCAGGACAGCACCGAGCCCGAGCCCUCGGGCUCAGAGGAAGAGUCUGACCCUACUCCCUUGGAGAGCGAGGACCCAGUCCCUGGCCCUCUGGAGAGCCGCUGUGGGGUGGGAGACACCCUUGGGGUCAAUGGCCGGGUCCCCAGCUUGAAGGAGGAGUUAGAGCAUGUGAAUGGGGGGGUGGUAAAUGGGCUGGAGCAGUCAGAGGGAGGAGGGCAGGGAGAACCAGGGGGCCCCCAGGGGGACCAAAGGAGCCCCUUGGAGGACGAGGAGGAGGGGGGUGCCCUGAAGACUCCUUGGGCAGGACCUUCUCUUCACCUGGGCCCAGGCCAGUUCCUGAAGUUCGGUCAGAGGGAAGGAGACGUGGAGUCCUGGUCCUCGGGCGAGGACUAGAGCGAGAGCCCCUCUCCCCUCACUGAGGACUUGGUGGGGUGGGAGUGGGGGCUCCGAGCCCCCUCCCUGCUCAGAGGCAGCACCCUUAAGUUAUCAUCUCCUGACCUGUGGUUUCUGUCCCUGAGGCCUGACUGGCCAGGGCGAAGCAAGGGGUGGCACAGGGAGACGCUCCAAGAACAGAGGCCCCCAGACCCUGCGAAGGGGCCACCCUGCCGGCACUGUCCCUCGAGGCUUAAGCCAGCUGAACCGCUGUAGGACUAGGCCCUUUCCUGACACCCCCUUUCUCCCCCUCCUGCCAGUGGGGGAGGGCUCCUCCCGGGAGAGGGGGCUGUGGCACCCUUCACCGUGAUGUGCCCCCUCAUCGCACCUUCUUGGGGUGUCUGGCCACCCAUGAGGGUGUGUUCCCAUGUCCUGACCCCCUGUGUUCCUGCCCCCUCGUGUCUGGCUCAUCCCUGCCUGAAUAAAGUCAUGCUUCCACCUA
Neofelis nebulosa (Clouded leopard) is the source of this 5942-nucleotide messenger RNA. RefSeq names its product nestin (gene NES). Gene Ontology annotation, molecular function: CCR5 chemokine receptor binding; intermediate filament binding. The coding region runs from base 164 to 5461 and encodes 1765 amino acids. The record is from RefSeq and is a predicted model, not a curated record. NCBI's taxonomy places the organism in Eukaryota, Metazoa, Chordata, Mammalia, Carnivora, Felidae. Gene Ontology annotation, cellular component: intermediate filament. Gene Ontology annotation, biological process: positive regulation of intermediate filament depolymerization. The transcript has 4 exons.